Molecule: messenger RNA, 1740 nt
Organism: Pogona vitticeps (central bearded dragon)
Lineage: Eukaryota; Metazoa; Chordata; Lepidosauria; Squamata; Agamidae
Gene: DUSP13B
Product: dual specificity phosphatase 13B
Biological process (GO): negative regulation of MAPK cascade; protein dephosphorylation
Cellular component (GO): cytoplasm
Molecular function (GO): MAP kinase phosphatase activity; protein tyrosine/serine/threonine phosphatase activity
Source: RefSeq, a predicted model, not a curated record
CAGGGCAGAGAGAGAUGGUUGUGUAACUACCAGCCUUGAAGGAAGUGCCAGAAGGGUGUCAUCCUCUAAAAGAGUCAAGUGCAGGCAACGGAGCAGCUCUUCCUAAAAGAAUGUCUUGGGAUUCACUACGUGGGGAUGACUUGCGGCGGCCCAGGAUACGGACAGCUUCAAGCCUCAGUUCCAGCAGACUAGGGGACUAUAAAACACCAGAACUGGGGGACCUCCAGCGCAUGCUGUGGACACCUGUGCCCUGCCGUGGCAACGUCAAUGAGGUCUGGCCAAAUCUCUACAUUGGAGAUUUAUAUAUCGCCCGUGACAUUGAACAACUUCGCCGAAUGGGUAUCACUCAUAUAGUGAAUGCUGCUGCUGGAAGAUUCCACAUUGACACUGGACCCAAAUUCUACAAAGACCUGCCUGUGGACUACUAUGGGGUUGAAGCAGAUGAUGAUCCAAAGUUUGACCUCAGUAUUUACUUCCAGCCAACUGCUAAAUAUAUAAGAGCAGCGCUGAACUCUCCCAGAGGAAGAGUAUUGGUUCACUGUGCCAUGGGCAUAAGCCGCUCAGCAACACUUGUGCUUGCCUUCUUGAUGAUAUGCGAAAACAAGACUCUCGUGGAUGCCCUAAACAGUGUGCGGGAGCACAGAGGGGUCUGUCCAAACACUGGCUUCCUCAGCCAACUUCGAGAUCUUGACAUCCGGCUAGCGAGUGAAAGGGGGAGAGCAAGAAGCGAUCCUUUGAAGCUUUAUGCCACAGCACAGGGUUUUAACUUGGAAAAUGGAAAUCUCCAGCAUCAUUUAGCAUCUAAGAUUAAUCAUAUUUUUGGAGACAACGCAACAGAUCUCUUGCCUGGGUUAGCUCCUUUUCACUGCCAUUUACCCAUUCCUUUUGAAGCAGUGCUGAAAUAUAGAAUACGACUGGCACUAGGUGCAAAAUUUUAUGAAGUGACAUUGUUGAUCCCAGGAAAACCAUUAGAAAUGUCUUCCACUGCCCUGAAAACAGGGAAGAUAAGUGCGUACACGGCCGUCAAAGUAGACCCUGAUGGGGAUUACUGUACUCCUGGAGCAUUUGACCUGGAGAGGCUCUUUUGGAAAGGCAGCCCGAAAUAUACGCAUGUCAAUGAAGUCUGGCCCAACCUCUACAUAGGAGAUGAGAAAACAGCGCUUGAUCGUUACAGCCUUGAGAAAGCGGGCUUCACCCACAUCCUGAAUGCAGCCCAUGGUCGGUGGAAUGUCGACACAGGACCAGAAUACUACAGGGACAUGGCCAUUGAGUACUAUGGGGUGGAAGCAGAUGAUCUACCCACCUUUGAUCUUAGCCAGUUCUUCUACUCUGCUGCCAAGUUCAUUGACAAAGCGCUCCAGAAUGAGACAAACAAGCUCUUGGUCCACUGUGCCAUGGGGCGCAGCCGCUCAGCUGCCCUUGUCCUGGCUUACCUGAUGAUCUACAAGAAUAUGACAGUGGUUGAUGCCAUCGAUCAGGUGCUCAAACACAGGUGCAUUCUCCCAAACCGAGGUUUCCUGAAACAGCUAAGAGAACUGGACAUAAAGCUGGCCCUGGAGAGGAGAAACAUCGCCAAUGGGGUGGACUCUGCCAACAAACAGGAUGCCAGCACCGAAACAGAGAUUUAACAUUCCCUCUUUCCCAAAACACAAGCAGCUAAGAACCAGAAAGUCUGAACAAUAAGGCCCAUGGAGUUGUUUGUUUCUAAGUAAUUGGUGUGUGUGUGUGUGUGUGUGUGUG